Messenger RNA from Phoenix dactylifera (date palm), 3741 nucleotides. Its product is annotated as putative galactinol--sucrose galactosyltransferase 1. The record is from RefSeq and is a predicted model, not a curated record. NCBI's taxonomy places the organism in Eukaryota, Viridiplantae, Streptophyta, Magnoliopsida, Arecales, Arecaceae.
GAAACGGACCGUUUGCCUUCCCUCCCGUCCAUGCCUCGGCAAUGGUGGGGAGGGGAGGAGUCCGAUUUAAAGGGCCCCCUGGCUCUGGUCGGAUCGCAUUGAGUGUUUUCUUGGGUCUGUCAGAUCCAUUGAGACCCUCGUCCUCCUCUCAUCUGUGAUUUGUUGCCUCUUUCUUUUGCGGGUUUUAGCGGGGUUCUGGGGGUAUCACUGGGUCUUAUUUGGAGGGGAUUUUUUGGGUUGAUUUUUUUACAAGUAGUUUGGGCGGAGAAGAUGACGGUAGGGGCGGGGAUAUCGAUUGCGGAUGGGAAUUUGAUGGUGCUGGGCACCAAGAUCUUGUCGGAUGUUCAUGGCAACGUCUUCUUGACGCCGGCAUGCGGGAAUGGGAUGAUGAACGGGGCUUUCAUCGGCGUCAGAUCCGAUCGCGCUGGGAGUCGCAAUGUUUUCCCUGUCGGAAAGCUUCAGGAUUUACGGUUCUUGUGUACAUUCCGAUUCAAGCUGUGGUGGAUGACUCAGAGGAUGGGUUCGUUCGGCCGAGACAUCCCCUUCGAGACCCAGUUCCUGAUCGUCGAGGGAAGCGAUGGUUCUCACUUUGGGGAGGGAAGUGAAGAUGGGGUGGGGCAAUCUGCUGUCUAUACUGUCUUCUUGCCAAUCCUUGAGGGAGCCUUCCGGGCAGUUCUUCAGGGAAACGCAAAUGAUGAACUAGAAAUUUGUUUGGAGAGUGGUGAUCCAGCUGUUGAAGCAUUUGAAGGAACCCAUUUAGUUUUUGUGGGAGCCGGAUCAGACCCAUUUGAGGUCAUUGAAGACGCGGUAAAGACUGUUGAGAGGCAUGUACAGACUUUCUCUCACCGGGAAAAGAAGAAAAUGCCAGAUAUGUUAAAUUGGUUUGGCUGGUGCACAUGGGAUGCCUUUUAUACUAAUGUGACUGCUGUGGGGGUUAAACAGGGAUUAGAAAGCUUAGAGAAAGGUGGAGUUCCCCCAAAAUUUGUCAUAAUUGAUGAUGGUUGGCAAUCUGUGGCUAUGGAUGCUACUGGUAUCGCUUCCAUAGCAGAUAAUGCAGCAAACUUUGCAAACAGGCUAACCCAUAUCAAAGAAAACCACAAAUUCCAGAAAAAUGGCAAAGAGGGUCGCCGAGAUGAAGAUCCUGCAAAUGGAUUUGCUCACAUUGUCACUGAAAUCAAGGAAAAACAUGACCUAAAAUAUGUAUAUGUCUGGCACGCAAUCACCGGGUACUGGGGUGGUGUAAAGCCAGGUGUUACUGGAAUGGAACAUUACGAGUCCAAGAUGCAAUACCCCAUUUCAUCACCAGGGGUUCAGUCAAAUGAACAUUGUGAUUGUUUGAACAGCAUAACAACCAAUGGCCUUGGCCUCGUGAACCCAGAGAAAGUGUACACUUUCUACAAUGAACUCCAUUCAUAUCUUGCAUCUGCUGGGAUUGAUGGAGUCAAAGUAGAUGUGCAGAACAUUCUGGAAACCCUUGGUGCUGGCCAUGGUGGUAGAGUACAACUUGCCAGAAAGUACCACCAAGCUUUGGAGGCUUCAAUUGCCAGGAAUUUCCCAGACAAUGGAAUUAUAUCUUGCAUGAGCCACAAUACUGACAACUUGUACAGCUCAAAGAGGACUGCUGUUGUGAGGGCCUCCGAUGAUUUCUGGCCAAAAGAUCCAGCAUCCCACACAAUUCAUAUAGCAUCUGUUGCAUAUAAUUCUGUUUUUCUUGGAGAAUUUAUGCAACCUGAUUGGGAUAUGUUCCAUAGCCUCCACCCAAUGGCUGAAUAUCAUGGGGCGGCACGUGCAAUUGGUGGCUGUGCCAUAUAUGUCAGUGAUAAACCAGGUAAACAUGACUUCAAUUUGUUGAAGAAGCUUGUGCUUCCUGAUGGAUCUAUCUUGAGAGCCAAACUCCCUGGCAGACCCACAAGAGACUGCUUGUUCUCAGAUCCUGCGAGGGAUGGUAAGAGUCUUCUGAAGAUAUGGAAUUUGAAUGACUACUCCGGAGUAAUUGGGGUCUUCAAUUGUCAAGGAGCUGGCUGGUGCAAAAUUGGAAAGACAAACUUGAUUCAUGAUGAACAACCAGGCACAGUCACUGGAGUUAUCCGAUCCAAGGAUGUGGAUUAUCUUCCAAGGAUUGCUGAUGAUGGCUGGAAUGGCGAUGCAAUUGUGUAUUCUCAUUCAGGAGGAGAGGUAACUUACCUGCCGAAGAAUGCAUCCAUACCCGUGACGUUGAAAGUCCAUGAGUAUGAAGUCUUCACAGUUGUUCCAGUCAAGGAAUUGUCCAAUGGAGCCUCUUUUGCUCCCAUUGGUCUGAUCAGGAUGUUCAAUUCUGGUGGAGCCAUCAAGGAGCUAAGAUAUGAGUCCAUGAAGAGUGCAAAAAUAGAAGCCAGGGUACACGGUUCUGGCAUGUUUGGGGCCUACUCAUCAAUCAGGCCCAAGAGAAUAACGGUUGAUUCAGAUGCAGUAGAGUUCACCUAUGAUGAGGGGUGUGGUUUGGUUACAUUCCUUUUGGGGAAUCCACAGCGAGAAUUAUACCUGUGGAAUUUAACUGUAGAGCUGUAAAUUAUUGGAGUUCAUGAUGUCAAUCCACUGCAAGAUUUAACGAUUUCACUGCCUUGUGAAAAACAUGUUGCAAGGCCUUUCGACUACCUUGCUAAACAUUGUUGCAAGGUUUCAUGGAGUAGUUGAACAGAAGCUCUAUGAAAUGUUAGACUUCAUAUAUGCAGUGAAAGGAUUUGCUUUCUUGACCAAGGUCAGAAUCUUCUGUUCUGCCUGAGAUUUGGAUAUGUCCUUGCCUUCAGAUAUAACUUUCUUUGCAUUGCCUGAAAGAUUUGGUUACAUUCCUUUUGGGGAUUCCACAGCGAGAAUUAUACCUGUGGAAUUUAACCGUAGAGCUGUAAAUUAUUGGAGUUCAUGAUGUCAAUCCACUGCAAGAUUUUACGAUUUCGCUGCCUUGUGAAAAACAUGUUGCAAGGCAUUUUGACUACCUUGCUAAACAUUGUUGCAAGGUUUCAUGGAGUAGUUGAACAGAAGCUCUAUGAAAUGUUAGACUUCAUAUAUGCAGUGAAAGGAUUUGCUUUCUUGACUAAGGUCAGAAUCUUCUGUUCUGCCUGAAAGUUUUGGAUAUGUCCUUGCCUUCAGAUAUAACUUUUCUUGCAUUGCACAUAGAAUAGCGGAUCAAGCAUGAUGCAAGAUAUCAUCCUUGAAUUUUUGGUAUUUUCUGUCACUCAAUGUGAAGAAGAGCAGAAAUAAAAGUCACUACCUUUGCAAGGCAAUAACUGGUUUGAAGAAGGAAACAAAAAGGUAAAAAUUGUGCAGUUCAAAUCUAGGAGAGCUUCCAAGGGUACUAAAAGAAAUGACGCAGUUGAAAUUCAAGGAGGGUUAUAAUUUGGAAUUUGUGGUUGCUUGCAACUUUAGCAUCCCUACAGAAUCUGAGUUCUUUGUACGUGGCAUGAAAAUAGCUGCUUCUUUUCGGCCUCCUUAAGCUGUGCCAGACUGCAGUCUUUGUGGUUUAUCCAUCCUGAUGUGUCAUCUCAAAUCACCAAAUGAACAUUUCAAACAUCUGGGAUCUGCAAACAUGUGGUUGUAUCUCCCUUGCUGUGACUGCAUAAAUGGUUGUGAUCUCCAUUAAAGAAGCUACUUCUCAAAAUCAUUUCUGUAUUGAUUACCUCUUUAAAUCAGUAUAUGUUCAUUCAUCUUUCACUUAUGAAAGGAUCUAGAGAUGGUCAUCACAUACCAUCUUGCCUUGGUUUUCCA